AUGGAAAUUAUAAAAUUAAAUGAAUUCCUUGGAAUCUUUUUGGAAUGCGAAAAAGAAACUUGUGACGGAGGAAAAUGGACAAUUGAAUGUGAAUAUGAAUUGAAAUUGAUUUCUGCAAGCGGGAAACUUCAUUCAAUACAGAACAAAGCUGUUUUUGGAAUUGGAAUUGCAUCGAACUAUGGAAAAAGAGCAUUUAUUAGUUGGAAUGAUAUGGAGAAGGAUUAUGUGACCAAUGAUAGUAUCGAUGUGGAAAUUCGUGUGAAAAUAAUCAAUAUCACUGAAUUGCCAUGCACGGAGAAAACAUUUGUACUAUCCCAUACUGUCAAGAACAUGUCAAGUAUUAAAGAAGGAGAGGAAUACUUCUCGGACAUUCAAACUCGCUUCAACAUUCCAUGGUAUUUGCAAGUUAAAAGACGAGAUGGAUUCAAUGGACUAUUUCUUCAUUGUUCAAAACAUCUAGAUGAGUUCAGAAAUUGGUCAAUUAAAACUGAAUAUCAAUUCAAAUUAGUGUCAACUAAUGGAAGAAAUGUCGCGUUCUAUGGCGAAAAGGUGUUUGAAAAACCAGUGGGCAGCGGAUGGGGUAAACUCAUGAGAUGGGAAAACUGGUCAAGCAGAUGCAACGAUAAUUUCGUUUUUGAAGCGAAUGUGAGGAUUCUUGACACGACUGGAAUUGAGGACAAGAAUGAUGUUGAUAGGUUCUCUGGAUUUGCGAUUCCAGUGGGGGAUCAGGAAUAUUCAUUGGAGAAGUGGCUGGAAAUGGCCUUUGAUCAUUGA
Molecule: messenger RNA, 774 nt
Organism: Caenorhabditis elegans
Lineage: Eukaryota; Metazoa; Nematoda; Chromadorea; Rhabditida; Rhabditidae
Gene: math-9
Product: MATH domain-containing protein
Exons: 3
Coding region: 1-774 (257 amino acids)
Source: RefSeq, marked reviewed